CAUUUGACACCUGUGGCACACCUUGGAUAGUUUCUGCCGGCACACAGCCGCCUUCAGCGGGGCUCGGAUGCGGAGGAUCAGCUCGGCGCGAGUCAGCAGGCGUUCCAGUCAUAUUAACAUAGGCAUGUGGUUAUUUUAGAAUUUGCUUUCUCUUUUUUUUUUCUUCUUUCUCCGCCUGUGAAGGCGCACAGCCUUUUGUCUCCCCCACACUGAAUCAUGUGUGUGUGUGGUAGAUGGAGAGGGACUGCAGUGUGAAAACCGAUCUGAAUCACAAGGAGCGGCCAGGCAACAUGGGAUCAUCAUCAGCUGAAUCUGGAGUGCUGACUCUCCUCUCGGAUUUACCUUUCUCGCUGGAUCAUACUUGCCUGUUAUCCUGACAUUUCUUUGUCUCUUGUUGGCAUUCGUGAGUAUGUUCAUUAGCAUGAAGUUUUGGUACAUACGCAUUGUUCAGAAAUAAGGAUGGGGCUGUUAGCAUGAAAUGACGAGAGAUUGGGGGAAUUGCAAAUUGAUUGGGAUUGAUUGAUUGAUUGGUUUGGCUUAUAUGAAGUGAAAACCAAACAAACCAAUCAACUUAGAGUUAGAUCUGGUGAUCUGCUCUCUAGAACUCUAGAAUCUCCUCUCAAUCUCCAGAGUAGCCAUGCCUAGAAGGAGGAAGACCACAAUCUCUCUUUAUUCUACAUGGCAGCACCCUGAAUGUCGCCAUUUAUAUUUAAUGUACCCGGUAAGGCUUUCCGCUGCUCUUAAGAAUGUGCUGUGAUUGAUACCUGCUCAUGGCCAAUCCAGUAGUAGCCCGAGUCCAUUUAGAUUAAGAAUCCCUAGAGGAGUCCAUGGGCUUUCGCCUGCAACACUUGCCUGAUAAUUGAACCCAUUUCCUGCCUCUCCAAAGCUCUUAGAGUUUCCCUCAUGCUGAGAGAGCUCCACAUUCCCUCAUUGAUCCUCUCUCAGGUCUCCACUAGUCUGGAGCCACAGCCUGGGCUGGCGUGGACAGCUCGUGGGCUGCGCAGUCACCUCCGCCCUCCUUGCUCUCCUCGCUUCCCACUCUGCCUCCUGGCAGCAUGAGGGCUGCUGCAUGCUUGACCCGUCUUGCUUGAUUAGCGCAGGAAGUUUUGUCGCUCCCCCGAUCGGAUGGAUUUUUGGACUUGCGUUCUCAAGUUUGCUUUUGUCUUGUGGCUUGGUGAAAUUCAGGAGAGGAUGCUGUAACCUUACCCAGGUGCACCCUCCCUCCUCUCCUCUCUCCUGCCCCUGCCCCUACUCCUGCUCCACCUCGCCGCUUGACAGCUGUUGGAGUAGUGUUCCAGCCCUGAGGGACACAAGGCGCGGCGAUGAACUACAUCUUCGGUAACAGCACACUGUACCCGCGGGGCGGCCGGGCCAACACUGCCACGGGUCACGGUGCUCCGGGGUCCAAGCAGAGACAGUGGGCCAAGCGGAGCUCCAGCGAAGACCUGCCCUCGUCGUCCUCACGCUGGCAACAGUUGCUCACCUUCUUUACCCGCCGCAAUGCCUUCAGCGACUGUAUCACAGCUGGAGCCGGACAGGCAGAUGCUGUUCCUCCCCCUGCUCCCAUAAUCCCCGUGAUCCCCAUCUCGCCCGUCCCAGCCGACGCCACUGUCAUCCCUGCACCCACGUCACAGGCGAGCCCGGCCCCGGUGUUGGUGAACACAGACAGCCUUGACACUUCCCCCUAUGUGAGUCCAUAUGUGAACGGAACAGAAGCUGAUUAUGAAUAUGAAGAAAUUACACUCGAACGAGGUAACUCUGGGCUGGGGUUCAGUAUUGCAGGUGGCACAGAUAACCCCCACAUUGGUGAAGACCCCAGCAUCUUCAUCACAAAAAUCAUCCCGGGCGGAGCUGCUGCCCAGGACGGUCGACUCAGGGUGAAUGACUGCAUCCUGCGAGUAAACGAUGUGAACGUGAGAGAUGUAACUCACAGUAAAGCCGUGGAGGCGCUGAAGGAGGCGGGCUGCAUCGUCAGACUCUACGUGCGAAGAAGAAAGCCUGGCUCCGAGAAAAUAGUGGAUCUAAAACUUGUCAAAGGUCCUAAAGGGCUAGGUUUCAGUAUAGCAGGAGGAGUAGGAAACCAACACAUUCCUGGGGACAACAGUAUCUAUGUCACCAAAAUCAUUGAGGGAGGAGCUGCACAUAAAGAUGGAAGGCUCCAGAUUGGAGAUAAACUUGUCGCUGUUAAUGCUGCUUGCCUUGAAGAGGUGACUCACGAAGAUGCUGUGGCUGCCUUGAAAAACACGACUGAUGUAGUCUACUUAAAAGUGGCUAAACCCACCAGUGUCUUCAUGAACGACAGCUACGCUCCCCCUGACGUCACCAACUCCUAUUCCCAACACAUGGAGAAUCAUAUCACCACCCCGAAUUAUCUGAGCCAGCCCCUGACUCCAGCCACGCCGUCCCGCUACUCGCCUGUCUCCAAAAGCACGCUGGGAGACGAGGAGAUCACAAGGGAGCCUCGGAAGGUGGUGCUGCACCGUGGCUCGACAGGGCUAGGCUUUAACAUCGUGGGUGGAGAAGAUGGAGAGGGCAUCUUCAUUUCCUUCAUCCUGGCUGGGGGACCUGCUGACCUGUGUGGAGAGCUGAGGAAAGGAGACCGCCUCAUCUCUGUGAAUGGGGUGGACCUUCGCAGUGCAACCCACGAACAGGCAGCAGCAGCGCUGAAGAAUGCUGGCCAGACUGUCACCAUUGUGGCCCAGUACAGACCAGAGGAGUACAGUCGCUUUGAAGCUAAAAUCCAUGAUCUCCGGGAGCAGAUGAUGAACAGCAGUAUCAGCUCAGGCUCCGGCUCGCUGCGCACGAGCCAGAAGAGGACGCUCUACGUCAGAGCGUUAUUUGACUACGACAGGACGAAAGACUCUGGGCUCCCAAGUCAAGGGCUGAAUUUCCGCUUUGGGGACAUCCUGCAUGUACUGAACGCCUCCGACGACGAGUGGUGGCAGGCGCGGCAGGUGACCACAGAUGGCGAAGUGGAGGAGAUCGGCGUCAUUCCCAGCAAGAGGAGGGUGGAAAGAAAAGAGAGGGCCAGGUUAAAGACUGUCAAAUUCAACUCCAAGUCUCGAGACAAAGGGUCGCUCAAUGACAAGCGUAAAAAGAACCUCUUUUCACGAAAAUUCCCUUUCUACAAGAACAAGGAGCAGAGCGAGCAGGAAACGAGCGAUCUGGACCAGCAUGUAACCUCUAAUGCCAGUGAUAGUGAAAGUAGCUACCGUGGACAGGAGGAAUAUGUUCUGUCAUAUGAGACAGUGAUGCAGCAGGAAGUGAGUUACACUCGACCGGUAAUCAUUCUCGGCCCAAUGAAGGACCGGAUCAAUGAUGACUUGAUAUCAGAGUUUCCUGAUAAGUUUGGAUCCUGCGUUCCGCACACAACUAGACCAAAGCGUGAUUACGAGGUAGACGGCAGAGAUUACCAUUUUGUUGUCUCUCGAGAACAAAUGGAGAAAGACAUUCAGGAUCACAAGUUCAUAGAAGCGGGCCAGUACAACAACCAUCUCUACGGGACGAGCGUGCAGUCGGUGCGAGAGGUUGCAGAGAAGGGCAAACACUGCAUCCUGGACGUCUCUGGCAAUGCCAUCAAACGACUCCAGCUGGCACAGCUCUUCCCUAUUGCUGUGUUUGUCAAACCAAAAUCAGUGGAAAACAUUUUAGAGAUGAAUAAGAGGCUGUCAGAGGAGCAGGGCAAGAAGACGUUUGACCGAGCCAUGAAGCUGGAGCAGGAGUUUACAGAACACUUCACCUCCAUUGUACAAGGAGAUACCUUGGAGGAGAUCUACAACCAGGUUAAACAGAUCAUUGAAGAACAGUCUGGGCCGUACAUCUGGGUGCCAGCCAAAGACAAACUGUGAGAUGGCAUCAGUGGAAGAAAACCUUGUUGUUUUUAUCUUUUUCUUUGUAUUUUAUUCUUUGUUUGUUUUCUCUACCAACCUGGCCUGCUGUGUGAACUGGCACUCUGACCUCAGCGUAGGCGAUGAUACGCUGGCGUUGUAGGACACGUUCGCAGACGCCCACCGGCGCGUGUCGUUCGGUCCGGAGCUUCCGGGGGAAGGGGUUCCGCCUAACCAGCGACUCAUUGGGGAGAUUAUAUGGUACAGAUUCCUUAAUGUUUAAGGGAGGUGACUUUCUGGAUGGAACAAAAGGAUUUUAAUGCAUUAUAUACAUCUGGGUUUCUUUUUGGUUUUGUGUUUUAUUUUCUUUUUCAUAUUAACCGAAGUAAAGGCAUUCAUGUGUAUGUUCACUUGGAUAAUACAUGAAGCAACACUUUGCACGUUUUAGCAUUAAACGCAUGUUUCGGACAGUUCUUUUCUAGGUAACAUAUGUUGUUCUUGGGUUUUUUUUUUCUUUCCUUAGACAUGUAUUUCAGCUACGUUAACCAUAGCCACUUAAAAAAACAACACUUUUCUCGCAUAUACUCCCCAAACUGAAACUGAUAUUAAGAUCAACCCAUUUAACUUAUGCAACUAUCCAGUUUCACCAUUGCACAAGGAGAGGGGUGAUUUGAUUUCUGUUGUGGCACACAAUAAGGUCUUUCCUCAAAGAUCUGAAUGUUUUAAUCUGAGAAAGGUGCUUCUUCUAAGUUUGGACUGAGGUACAAAGCUGAGAGGCUGAACGUUGUGUUCUGUUCUGUUUUAAAUCCAGGUGAUCGUGUAUUUUAGGAAAGAAACUGCAAUGCAAAUAUGAGAGAAUUAACUGUACACUGAGAUUUUAACGUAUAUUUAACCCUCAGUAUACUGCCUAUUUUGUUAUAAUAAAACUCUAUAUUGAGCUUUACGUAAACUCUACAACUAUGAGAAGAAUUUUCUUUAUAUUGUUAAACAUAUAUGAAAAAAAAUCUAUAUAAAUACAAAUGAGAAUAUAUUUUCCUUUACUUUCACCACCAUUUCCUUACUUUUUUCUCUUUUGUUUUCUGCGUUACGUCACUAUACGAACUUCAUGGCCCUCAGUGAAGACAUACCUGAGCUCGUUGGUGGACUGCCAUAGCCGUCUGCUCAGAGCAGUUACAAAAUUCAAAAGUCGUUGGCAGCUAGUUCUCCUCUGCCCUCUCUUCCAUGUGACUUUUGUCUCUUUAGUUUUUCAGGUGGCGUGCAUGGUUUUAAAAGCAAUAGUAUUUCUAAUAUGUACUUUAUAACAAGUACGAGUGAGCUAGAGGUUUCGGUGUUGUGUUUUCAGCUGGAGUCGUGAUAAUGUCAGCGCUGUUGUGGAAAGUGAGCGGCAGAGGCUGGUUGACCUGUGUCCUUCACAGUGGGUGGACACGGGGGAUGACCCUAGCUGAUGCGAGGGUGGCUGCGGCGCUCUCGAGCACAAGCCUUUAAUUCUCCACUGGAGGGCGCUCUCACAGAAUCCACCCACACAUCCCCCCACCCCGAUUCUCGUUCUCGGAGAUGAUUGUUUUCUAAAAGACUCUUCUAAAAAAAGCCUCUCGACCAUUUAAUGACAGCUUUCUAACUCAUUUUUGACUGGACUUUGUAAAUAACUCGCCAACCUGAUUCAUUCCAUUUGUCAAAAGAGGAGAACUGCUAAUAAAAAAGAAAAUCACACA
Astyanax mexicanus (Mexican tetra) is the source of this 5539-nucleotide messenger RNA. It is a transcript of the gene dlg1a, whose product is annotated as discs large MAGUK scaffold protein 1a. The transcript is spliced from 22 exons. NCBI's taxonomy places the organism in Eukaryota, Metazoa, Chordata, Actinopteri, Characiformes, Acestrorhamphidae. Gene Ontology annotation, cellular component: neuron projection; neuromuscular junction; postsynaptic density membrane. Gene Ontology annotation, molecular function: kinase binding. The coding region runs from base 1323 to 3848 and encodes 841 amino acids. The record is from RefSeq and is a predicted model, not a curated record. Gene Ontology annotation, biological process: chemical synaptic transmission; neurotransmitter receptor localization to postsynaptic specialization membrane.